Monomorium pharaonis (pharaoh ant) is the source of this 1366-nucleotide messenger RNA. Its product is annotated as leptin receptor overlapping transcript-like 1. The transcript has 5 exons. Gene Ontology annotation, biological process: late endosome to vacuole transport via multivesicular body sorting pathway. NCBI's taxonomy places the organism in Eukaryota, Metazoa, Arthropoda, Insecta, Hymenoptera, Formicidae. The record is from RefSeq and is a predicted model, not a curated record. Gene Ontology annotation, cellular component: endosome. The coding region runs from base 568 to 921 and encodes 117 amino acids.
GCGCUGCUCCCCACAGCGCGGAUUCUCGUGAAAUGUCAUCGUUGCGAGGAGUCCGUGCGAAAACCGCGAAAAUUGGCUGUCAAAACAUAACCUCGUCGCGUUGUUAUCGCCAAUGUUUGACAUUCGACGUUUGCCUGUCAGCAACGGUUCUUGCUGCUCAAUUCAGUUCGUAAUUCGAUUUUAAGGGCAACGCACGACCUUCGCAUUACGGUUUCCUUCGGUCUCCAAAUGUCGCUGAAAGGAAAAUUGCAAUGAACGGAAAAACUUCGCUCUGUAACGUCGCGUUGUAUUCUUUGCGAUUUACCUUCAGUGUCUACAUUUUAAAACGAACAAUCGUUUACCUGUAGUUAUACAAAAGAUUUUAUAUAAAUUUAUCGCUACAGAGCUAAACUUAGACAGCCAAAAAUGCAUUAUUAGACUUGUUUCUAGAUGUAGUAUGAUGUUUACUGUGAUACAUAGAGAUUAAUUUUGUACUUCUUUAUUUCAUGACGUUCUUUCCUCGUGACGAUCUACGCUCUCAUUAUCAAAACAGCAUUAGUACUGCUAGCAUUUGCCGGUUCCAUUGGAAUGACCUUUGUCAUUCUUGGUUGUGCAUUACCAAUAUACAAAGUAUGGUGGCCAUUUUUUGUUGUACUGUUCUACAUAUUGGCACCUAUUCCGACUAUAAUAGCACGCCGCUACACAGAUGAUUCAGGAAGCAACAGUAAUCCAUGUUUAGAAUUGGCAAUAUUUAUUACAAUGGGAUUUGUUGUGUCGUCCUUUGCUCUGCCAAUUGUGCUGGCGCGAUCUCCGGUGGAAGAGCCAGUAAUACAAUGGGGAGCCUGCUACCUGACAUUAGCAGGUAAUAUUGUCGUAUAUUCCACUCUAGUCGGAUUUUUCAUAACCUUCGAUCAGGAUGACACCGAUUACAACAUGUGGUGAGGUACUGCUGCAUCGUACUUAUUCAUCAUAAUAAAACUGUUUUUUAUGAGAUUAAAAGGAAAAAAAUAUCAAUCAUGCAGUGCACUGACUGAAAGCUACAUGUUGAUUCUAAAUUAUACUAUAAAACUUAUUGUACACAAUUUAAUAUAAACCUUAAAUGGGUAUUCUAUCCUAUAUCGAUGCUGGCAAAAGAAAAUAGUAUUAUAGUGCACUAAUGAUAGAACGCAUGAAACUACGCUGAUGAGUAUGGGAGUAUUACUUGGAUUCCACGCGUGAUUUGGAGCAGCAAGGAAAAAACAUGAAUUUGAUGUCUUAGGUUUUUCGUAUGGAACUAUUCAGGAUAAACCUGAAGCGCAACAAUGCAAGGAUAAUGUUGAAAAUAUUUUUUAUUUAAUCUAAGUCUUUCGUAAUAAUAAUGGUAAUAAAGUUACGAUUUAUUACUUCA